Microthlaspi erraticum is the source of this 501-nucleotide messenger RNA. Lineage: Eukaryota; Viridiplantae; Streptophyta; Magnoliopsida; Brassicales; Brassicaceae. The record is from the annotation of a GenBank genome assembly.
AUGAUACUAGAGUACAAUACUCCGCAAAGCCACAAUGAUGCUGAACGCCGCGACGAAAAUCGACGAGCUGCAAACCAGCGCCAAAGUAGAAAUACGCGCGCCAAGAUCGAGACGACGACGCCGAGAAGAACGCGCCUGCAUCACUCCCUCACCAAGAUGAUCUGCCUCCGCCGCCGAAACGGCAAGUCCGAUAAACAUCUCGGCAUCAAACCGGUCUCAAGCACGAGACCGAGAAAACGAACUACGAAUGGCUUGAUCCCGGCAUGGGUACGUAGGCAGCCUUUCCAAAGGGCACACGUCGACGUUCUGGCCAAACCUCUCGACAACACCGAUCUCGUCAUCACACGAGAUCGAGCGGUCUCGUCAUCACACGAGCCCGAGAAAACACCGAUCUUGUCAUCCAAGAUCGAGCGGUCUCGUCAUCACACGAGCCCGAUAAAACCGGUCUCGCCAAAGCGCAAUCCGAGAAAAACAUACGGACUGAUCAUCCAUGAGGAGUAA